CGCCGCUCCAAUCUACAAUCGCUGCGGUUACCGCGCCGUGGAGAGUGCCCCGCGAGUUGACGUGGUUGGGGCCUAGGGUGAGGUGGGCUUUGAUGCUUCCUUUUGUUGCGGAGAUGAGGGUGAUGGUUGAGAAGAGGAAGUCGUAGAUGGGACUGGAGCCUUGCAUUCGUUGCCAGACGCCGGUGACAUGUUGUAGUUCGCUUGAGGGGGACUGUUCUAGUCCGCUCGAAGAGAACAUUGUGAGGUCGUCAAGUAAGAGAAAAAGAGAGACUGAGGGAGAAGGUAUGUGCCCGUAAGGCUGCAGGUGCCUAAAGCGAGAGGAGGGUCGUCGUAAUCAAAUCCGCACUCGCAACUAGAGAAAUGACGUGGUUGGAGUGGAAGCGAAUGAAUAUUGAAUAGGCAACCGAAGAAGCCGAACGCAUUGGUUGGCCUUGUAAAGUACAGCAGAUUCGAAAUUGCGGUGCUAUUUGUGUAGACCGUACGAGGACUGAAGUACCAGUAGUGUUGAAGGCGCAGGGAGCUUCGACGUUUCUUCCCUGCUUGGCGCUGACGCAACUUGGAGGGGUUCGAAGUUACAGGACAGGGCCAAAUGAAAGCCUGAAUUGCUGGAGAACGAGGCCUCAUCUAUAGGUACCCAACUGCGGCGCGCGCUUUUUGGACACAUUCACUACACCUCUCCUCUCCUCUCGACUUCGUUCUUCCCAAUCAUUCUCUUCACUCCACUGCUCUCUGCAGAUCCACGCACCAAAAGGGGCAGACGUCCAGUCAAGAGUACCUAAGUAUAUCCAGCAGCAAUACACCACCACCUCCUCGAAUCAUUCCUCCGCCGCCCCGCAAUCACAUCACAUCACAUACAGACCGGCCACGACGGCUUUGACGCACCCCAUCUUGUUCGGCGCAUUUGGAAUCUAUGCUAUUGGGUUAACCAACCGCCAUCAUGAACGUAAUCAAGCUUGUCAAGUACGCUUUUCCCCGCUGAGAUUUCCUUGCAUUCAGGGGCUAGACUGAUCUGUACAAUAGGAAGUACCCUCAGUUCCAGCAGGAUGAGAUCUUCGGUCUACAAGACGCUUUCCGCAAGUUGGACGUUGACGAUAAGGGAUACAUUGAUGAGGCGACCGCGAUCAAGGCUACGCAAGCCAGCGAGAGACAGCCAUACGAUGUAGUCAGACAAGCGUUGAAAGAGGUCGAUUUAGACUCUUCUAGAAGAGUAGAAUUGGAUGACUUCGUCGGAGUAAGACGGUUGAACAAUUUCACUCUUGCGCGAUAUACUAAUGUGGAUUUUUAGCUCGUUUCAAAACUUCGCGAUUCCUCUCCUGCUCAGCAGCGCAUGCAAACCGGACCAACAAGUCCGGGUCGUGGGGGAAUAGUAUCUCAGCAAACAGGGGGAGCACGAGGACAUGCUUCCAAGGGAAGUGUUGGUGGUAGUGGACGUAUUCAAGUACAAGGAUCUUCUGCCAAUGUCACUCACACAAUCAACGAAGAUGAACGAACUGAAUUUACUCGUCACAUCAAUGCGGUCCUGGCGGGAGAUCCAGAUAUUGGAUCACGGCUGCCAUUUCCCACGGAUACUUUUGAGAUGUUUGACGAAUGUAAGGACGGAUUGGUUUUGGCCAAACUUAUUAACGACAGUGUACCGGACACCAUCGAUGAACGUGUAUUGAACCGCGCCGGAAAGAAAAUCAAGAGCUUGAACGCAUUCCACAUGACUGAAAAUAACAAUAUUGUUAUCGAAUCUGCGAAGGGUAUUGGUUGCUCGGUUGUAAACAUUGGAAGUGGAGAUAUCAUUGAAGUUCGAGAACAUCUGAUUCUUGGUCUGAUUUGGCAAGUCAUCCGAAGAGGUCUGCUUGGAAAGAUCGAUAUCAAAUUGCACCCGGAACUGUACCGACUGCUGGAUGAGGAUGAGACUCUUGAACAGUUCCUUAGACUUCCUCCGGAGCAAAUUCUCCUAAGAUGGGUAAACUACCAUCUUAAGGCGGCAGGCUGGCAACGCAGGUAAGCUGCGAAAAAAAAAUAUGCACACUGAAUCUUUACUAACGAUUGGCAGAGUUGCAAACUUCUCUACAGAUGUUAAAGAUGCAGAGAAUUACACUGUUCUGCUAGCGCAAAUUGCACCAGAUCAAUGUGACCGUAGACCACUACAAACCAGAGAUGUCUUACAGCGAGCAGAGCAAGUAUUGCAAAAUGCUGACAUACUUGGAUGCCGAAAAUUCCUUACCCCAACUUCAUUGGUUGCUGGAAACCCAAAGCUCAAUCUUGCGUUCGUCGCAAAUCUGUUCAACACUCACCCAGCAUUAGAUCCAAUUACCGAGGAGGAGAAACUUCAGGUUGACGAUUUCGAUGCAGAAGGCGAGCGAGAGGCAAGAGUCUUUACUCUUUGGCUUAACAGUCUCGACGUUCAACCUCCAGUUAACUCUCUCUACGAUGAUUUACAAAAUGGUACCAUUCUUCUUCAAGCUUACGACAAGGUUAUUAAGGGAUCUGUUAAUUGGAGACAUGUUAACAAAGUUCCCACCAAUGGUUCUGAGAUGUCGAGAUUUAAAGCCGUUGAAAACACCAACUACGCCAUCGAACUGGGUAAACAAAACCGCUUCUCACUCGUCGGUGUCCAAGGCGCAGAUAUCACGGACGGUCAACGUACCUUGACACUAGGACUCGUAUGGCAACUCAUGCGCAAAGAUAUUUCAGAGACUCUUUCCGCUCUCGCCCAACGCCUGGGUAAGCGAGAAAUUUCCGAUGCAGAAAUGGUGAAAUGGGCCAACGGAAUGACCCAAAAAGCCGGCAAGAACUCUUCUAUUCGUUCCUUCAAGGAUCAAUCGAUCGGUACCGGUGUUUAUCUCCUCGAUGUUCUGGCGGGAAUGAAGAGCAGCUAUGUGGACUAUGACCUCGUUACCCCUGGAAGAACCGACGAUGAUGCGUAUAUGAAUGCGAAGCUUAGUAUCAGUAUUGCGCGUAAGAUGGGGGCUACGAUUUGGUUGGUUCCGGAGGAUAUUUGCCAGGUUAGAGGUCGGCUUGUUACUACUUUUAUUGGUAAGUUUUCGACCCUUGCUCCUACUAAGCACUUGGUACUGUGACAUGCAAAUUGGAAUUCUUGUACUAACUGUGAAUAGGUUCUUUGAUGGCGACGCACGAGAAGAUGGUAUGAAGUGGUAUGUGAGUGCGGUGGUAUUCUGUGUUCUGAGGGGUGGUUCUGAAAGCUUUUCAAUUGGUUGACGAAUGAAUGGAUUGUGGAUGGAUGGAUGGGUACGGGGACGAAAAGAAAAAUGGAGGGACUUUGUCGUUUUCUUUCCCUUUCUCUCUCUUUUUCUCUUUCUUUUGACAUAGCGAAGGCAUAAAAAGUGCUGCUGGGAUGUAGGUAUGCCAGCAAAUAAGAAUAUUUUCCAUGGUUCCUCUUUUCUCUAUCAUUCCUCUAUUCCUACAAGGCCCUAGUAUCUCUUCUUCUG
Hymenoscyphus albidus is the source of this 3440-nucleotide messenger RNA. Lineage: Eukaryota; Fungi; Ascomycota; Leotiomycetes; Helotiales; Helotiaceae. The record is from the annotation of a GenBank genome assembly.